Messenger RNA from Postia placenta MAD-698-R-SB12, 702 nucleotides. RefSeq lists its product as hypothetical. NCBI's taxonomy places the organism in Eukaryota, Fungi, Basidiomycota, Agaricomycetes, Polyporales, Adustoporiaceae. The transcript has 2 exons. The record is from RefSeq and is a predicted model, not a curated record. The annotation marks the transcript as partial.
AAGCUCCUCCUCCCGCUCCGAUACGAUGGGAAGUCGGUGAUCGAAUGCAACCGCUUCAUCUCGCAGUUGCUCAUCUACUGGACGAUCAACACGGCCCUCUCUUCCCUCGAGCUGAAGAUCCAGGUUGCCCUCAGUCUCCUCGAUGGUGACGCGCGAGCUUGGGCCACCCCCAUCUUCUCCCAGCUUGCCUCCGUCCAAAUCGGGAUCCAGGGAGCGACAACCCCCUUCGUCGACGAAAAGGCCUUCCUUCAGGCAUUCAAGGCCCGCUUUGGCAAUCUCGACGACGCCGCUGCGGCACAGGUGGAGCUUACCAAGCUCUGCUCCGACAAAACCAUGCGCGAGAAGCGCACCGCCGCAGAAUUCUCUGCGCUGUUCAAGGGUCCGGCGGACCGUUCCGGGUAUGGGAACCUGGAACUACGCUACAAGUACCUGAGCGGCAUCCCUUCCCGCGUCUAUCGCAAACUCGAGCUCGAAACCUUUGCCACGUGGCAAGCCGCUGACAAGCAUGCCACCGAGGUCGAGCAAAUCCUUGAUCUUCUUCUCGGCACGAGGUCGAGGACGCGGUGGGGCACGUGGUGGUGCACCCUCGAUGCAUGCAGCUUCGGCCAGCAUCAAUGCGGCCGUCGGAAAAGGCAACUUCCCCGGCACCUGCUUCGGCUGUGGGAAGCAAGGGUACCGACGUUUCGAGUGCCCCAAUUGUAA